Molecule: messenger RNA, 652 nt
Organism: Electrophorus electricus (electric eel)
Lineage: Eukaryota; Metazoa; Chordata; Actinopteri; Gymnotiformes; Gymnotidae
Gene: iapp
Product: islet amyloid polypeptide
Cellular component (GO): extracellular region
Molecular function (GO): hormone activity
Source: RefSeq, a predicted model, not a curated record
AACAGGCUUGGGCGACACCGGGGACGGCACCAGUACCGCCUGCUGCCUCCUGCUGCCUCCAGACCCAAACUACUAAAGUCCCACGGCUCAUUGCUGUGUAUUAUGGAUCAUCUGACGGUGUCUGUCCUGCUCUUCCUGCUCCCUGCUCUGCUGCUGCCUUGUGCAGCCCCUCCUCCGAGCAACAGGUACAUCAUUUCCUCCAAUGAGCAGGCAGACGAUUCACCUGAGGAGGAGGGCUGGAUGGUUCCAGGAUUGUCCACAAGCCCGUUCCUGAGAUUCACAGGGUCGCAACCUCAGAGAGCACUCGCCACUGUCAGCAGCCACCAGCACCACAUAGAGAAGAGGAAAUGCAACACAGCCACCUGCGUCACCCAGAGGCUGGCAGACUUCCUCAUCCGCUCCAGCAAUGCCAUCGGCACCGUCUACGCCCCCACCAACGUGGGCUCCAGCACCUACGGCAAGAGAGACCUGCUCCAGAUGCCCAACUCGCUGCUUCUCUAGGGACCACUGCCCCACCCUCCUGCCUGAAGUAUAUGUAUAUAUAAAACACGUGGAGCAAACGUGUCAUAAGUGUCAGCGACAUUGCUGUUUGUUUCUUUUCACAGUAAAUGUGAUGUAUUAUUUUUAAAAAAGCAAAAGAAAAGGAGGAAUA